AUGGCUGCUGACUCUCAAGAUAUCUACAGAAAUCUGUCAGCGGAUGACUAUCAAGCUGCACCGAUUGUGGUGGAGAGCAUGUGUGCGAAUUGUGAAGAGAAUGGCGAAACUCGUAUCAUGUGCACAUCAAUUCCCUAUUACAAGGCCGUGAUUCUAAUGUCGUUCGAGUGCCCACACUGUGGCUACAAAAACAACGAAAUUCAGAGUGGCGAAGCGGUUCAGGAGCACGGAACGCUCGUCGUUCUUCGUGUACAGAAGCCAGAAGACUUGAGACGACAAUUGGUGAAAUCCGAGUACGCGUCGAUUGAGAUUCCCGAGCUGGAGUUGGAGAUCCCACACAAGUCACAGCCAGGAGAGGUGACAACAGUGGAAGGAGUUCUAGAGCGUGUGCAUCGUGGUCUAAGUCAGGACCAAGAGAAACGUCGUCUUCUGGAUCCAGAAGGCGCGGCUCAAAUUGACGCCUACUUGGCACGAAUUCAGAGUUGUUGGGAUCUAAAAGAGAAUUGGACACUUCGUCUGAGAGAUCCGACUGGAAACUGCUAUAUUCAGAAUCCAGAUGUACGGCACGUGGAUCCACGAUGCAUCAUUUCACAUUAUCACCGAUCGUUGAAUGAGAAGAAGCUGUUGGCACUGGCUGAUGAUAAUGAUCAAGAAGAGCCAGUUGAAGAAGAACCAGCACCGGAGUUCAAAUCCUACGACGAUGCGAAACAAGAAGUGCUCCAUUUCGCCACCGAUUGUCCCAAUUGUCACGGUCCCACUGAAGUCAAAAUGAAGCCAACAGAUAUUCCAUUCUUCCAAACUGUCAUCAUCAUGUCCCUUGCCUGUGAUCGAUGUGGUUACAAAUCCAACGAGGUCAAGUCAGGAGGAGCGAUUCGAGAUCAGGGAUGUCGGUUGUCUGUUCAGUUGCGAGAAGACGUGGAUUUGGCUAGAGAUGUUCUGAAGACUGACACGUGUGCACUGUCGAUUCCGGAAAUUGAUUUGGAAGUUGGUGGAAACGCGUUAUGUGGAAGAUUCACGACGAUUGAGGGGUUACUGACAGCUACUAAGGAGCAAUUGGAUGCACAGUCUUCGUUUUUCAUGGGAGAUUCUGCUGAAUCCGAAGAGAAAAGUGCGGUGAUGACGUUCCUGGAGAAGCUAGACGACAUCAUCGCUCUUCGUCUUCCUGCCACGAUUAUUCUGGACGAUCCAACUGGCUGUAGCUAUGUGCAAAGCUUGACAGCGCCAAUGGAUGAUCCACGACUGACCAAAGAGUUCUACACGAGAACUUUCGAGCAGAACGACGAUUUGGGAAUCAAUGAUAUGAAGGUGGAGAAUUAUGGAGAGUUGGAAGUGUUAAAGGAGGAUGAAGAAGGGGAAGAGGAGGCGGAGACGACGACGGUAGAAGCAUAG
Caenorhabditis briggsae is the source of this 1389-nucleotide messenger RNA. The record is from RefSeq and is a predicted model, not a curated record. Bases 1 to 1389 code for a protein of 462 amino acids. Lineage: Eukaryota; Metazoa; Nematoda; Chromadorea; Rhabditida; Rhabditidae. The transcript has 5 exons. Gene Ontology annotation, molecular function: zinc ion binding. Gene Ontology annotation, cellular component: cytoplasm; nucleus.